UCUAAACAUACGUUUUCUCUCGCGAACGUAUAGCGAGGGAAAUUAAAAUUAUUAGAGCAUUAAUUUCCUUAUUAGAGAAUGGUGGGAGAUAUAUUUUGUGAAGUUUUCUAGAAUGUUUAUUACUGUAGGGAGACUUGCUCUGAUCUUUCUUUUAGCAACGAUGAUUGAUAAUGGUUUUUCGGGUUACAUUGUCAAAGAAGUCAAAGAAGAAGUCGAACAGAUUACGUCUCCGAUGAAAAACUGCACCCUUGGGAUCGAUAUAAGGGCCAGGGAAAUUCUAAUAUGGCCAUCUGGUUUUGAGAUUAAACUUCAAUCAAACGGUUUUUUUGUCGUCAAGUUUUUGGCAAAGGAAAAAGUCAAACCUUUUCGAUUUUUAUGUUCAGAUGGCAAAAACGUUUCAGCGAGCUUACAACCAGUGAACUAUACUUCCAUAAGCAAUUCUUGUUCAAAACCGGUGCAUAAUGAUGUCGAAUACUGGAUCAAUGAUAGCUCUACAGUUCAAAUAUGGUUUAUGGACAACAGCUCCACAAACUGCGAUUUUUUUGAAGAAAUAAAUGGUAGUGAAGCUUUGACGUUUAGCUUGCAAGCCUAUGAUCUAAAUCGACUAGACUACUUCGAAGUAGAAGAGGUUCUACUUCCAGUACUUGCGGGACAACUUUUUGUUAUUUUAAUAUUUUUUGGACUAUGGAAAAUACUUAUAAGGAAGGGUUUCUUUGGUAAAAAGAAUAAAAUAAACUUUUUCGACGUACAUGUAAAAGCGAAUCCAGAUAUAGCGGACAUUUCAGCUGGAUUGUUUCCAAGUCCAUCAAGUCCAAUCCUGUCUGAGGCGUCAUCAAGGACGAGUCAGAUUUCAGUCCAUCCUUCUCAUUCCUCGCUUGAAAAAGAAAAGAAAUCAUCUGAUUCUCCGCUUAAGCCAAUUCCGGUCGAUAUCCCUAAAGCUCCUUCAACAGAUGAUAUCGUUCGUGAAACCGAGGCAAAAAUAUCAAAACCAAAACCACCGAAGACACUUCCUAAGCCAAAAUUUCGUAAACGUCUUGAUGAAGCAUUAGCUAAUCCAAGAGAAGCAAUUAGAUCAAUGCGUCUUCCUUCUCAGAAAUUACCACAAAAGACUGUAACUAAAAAGCCUCCAAAGGAAAAUUUGAUUCCAGGUUUUUUGGUGGAGCUUGAACAAAAACAGAAAUACAUCUUGCGAACAAAAAUAAAAGACAACUUGGAACGAGAUAGUCGGAUAGUUUCAACAGAGAUAGAACAUAUAGAGGUGUUGAACAAAAAAUGCCGGCGGACUACGUAUAUCGACAUGUCUGGGAUGCAAAAACUAAAGAGGAACCCAGAUAAAAGCGAGGAGGAAAAUAUAUAUGAAAACAUGACGGCCUUUAGGCGUCUUGGACAGUUAAUUGGUCGGUCUGAGACCAAACCCGAGCAUAUGUGCAGCCGUUUACUCGGAAAAGAAGAUCCCCAUUACUAUGAGAUUGGAAGUGCACAAUGCGAAUCAAUUUUGGGAAAUCUAAAGGACAGGAACCCGGAUAGACCUGUGAUUUGGAAUAUGAAAACUCAGAGCAGAGAGUUUACUUAUAUCACGAAAAUUGACUCUACGGAAGAGGUGAAUCGCAGAAAAAAGUGGAAGAAAUUUCGUACCUCGAAGCAAAUUUCAUCUCUUGAACCUCAUCAUAUUUCGAUCUUUUUCGACGAUAGGUCCAAUACGGACAGUAUAGGCACUGGUUCAGAUUUUGACCGCCUAUCAUACAUAUCUGCUCUAGAUGGAAUAUACAGAAGUUCAACGGUCCAGAACGCCCAUUUUGCGUACGUAUUUGAUAGUAUAAAGGAAUCGAGAUCGUCCAGCGCUCAAGAUAUCUCAGAGAUUUCAUUUGACAAUCCUGUCGAACACCACGAAAUGUGUACGCGGAGGGCGUCUUUCUCCAGUUCAGACUCAGGUCUAAGUGAAGACGAUUCAAAAAUCAACGAUUGCCUAGUAUGUGAGCAUCAAGAAAACGUUGUGUACGUUAACAUAGCUGAACUGAGGACUCCAGUGAGAACUCCGGAGCCCACCCCAAGGGUCGGGGGUUUCCGAGGAAGGAUGAAGAGGGGUAGUGUGAAAUCAGCGGCAUCGAAAAACGAGGAUAUCAGGGUACAGGUGGUGAACAGCUGCUCACAGAGACAAAAAUCAACAAUUUAUGUAGAAUAAUGUAAUGAUUUUAAUUUGUAUUUAUAAACAUUUACAUGAUAGCAACUCAAAGUUGUAUGAAUAAAAAUGGCACACACACAAGUAUUAUUUAAAGAUCAUACGAGUUCCGAUGUCGUACAUGUAUUAAGUUCGUUUGUCUUCAUGAUUUCGAGAGAAUUCUUUUUUGAGUGGGUAUUUAUCGUUUUUACAACCAAAAUAUGAAGAGAUAAACUAUUUACACAUAGACAUUAAGCAUAACUAAUCAUUUGUACAGUAGCUAGCUUGUAUAUUUUAAUUAAAUGAAUGUAUCUUCUAUUUAUCAUGAAUCAUAUUC
This is a messenger RNA of Magallana angulata, 2495 nucleotides long. RefSeq lists its product as uncharacterized. The transcript has 8 exons. NCBI's taxonomy places the organism in Eukaryota, Metazoa, Mollusca, Bivalvia, Ostreida, Ostreidae. The coding region runs from base 113 to 2182 and encodes 689 amino acids. The record is from RefSeq and is a predicted model, not a curated record.